AUGGCUCCCAAGAAGAAGCGCGGGCCGAGCACUGGGCGUCGGCUGGGCCCGGCGGGCGAAGGUGGCGAGCCACAGCUGUCGGAGCGCGCGCAGUAUCUGCAACGUGAAUACUCGCUGCUCUCGGAGCAGCUGGAGGCCUGUGAGCAGCGCGUGGACCACGUGCUGCAGGAGAACGCCCUCCUGGACCGUGAGGCGCUGCGCCUGCGCGAAGAAAAUCGGCUGUACGCCAGUUAUGUGAGUGCACGCGCGCAGCGCUGCGCCAAUGCCAUCGUGCGCCUGGAGGAGCAGAACCGCGUCGACCUGGCACAGGUGCACUGGCAGCGCGCCGAGCUGGCGUCGCUGUACCAGGGGCGCGAGGACGGGGUGCGCACACAGCUGCUGGAGAUGCAGGAGCGCGCGGCGCAGAUGGCGCGGCAGGUGCAGGAGCUGCAGCCCUACAAGGAGCUGCAACUGGAGCAGCUGGCGCGGAUCCGGGCCCUGGAGCGCGAGCUGCUGCACAUGCGGGUGGAGCACACGCAGGUGCUGCACCGCGUCAAACGGCGCUUCCUGGAGGACAAGGCGGGACUGGAGCGCGAGGCGCGGCAGCGCGUGCAGUCCCUGACCCGGCGCGCCGAGCGGGAGGCGGCGCGCGCGCUCGUGGCGCACACGCAGUUGCUCAAGGCGGACAACGGGCGCCUGCGACAGGAGCUGCUGCGGCUGCUGCAACGGGCCCAGCUGCUGCACGACAUGCGGCGCCAGCUGCUCGAGCAGCGUGCACAGCUGCGGCGCGAGCACGAGGACACGUGCGACCUGGCAGACGUGCACGGCUGGCUGCGCAGGGGGCCCGAGGGGCCCCCGCUCUGGCAGCCACCCCCGCAGGUCGCCUCGCGCCCUGGCUCCCUCACGACCCCCAAAGGACCGUCGUGCGCGGCCUCCCGCGCCCCGUCUGUGGAUCAAGCUGGGACUCAGUCACGCGCGGUGUCCCAGGCCCGGUCCCCGGCGCCGUCGCGCCAGGCCUCCAGAGACCCAUCUGUGGCCCCGUUGCGCCCACGGACCCUGUCCCACUCGGCCUCCCGGGACCAGUCCCUGACGUUGUCGCGCCCACGGACCCUGUCCCACUCGGCCUCCAGGGCCCCGUCCGUGACUCCGUCGCUCGCGGUGCCCCGGGUCCCGUCGGCGACUCCUUUGCACAUCGGCUCCCGACCCCCGUCCGUGAUGCGGCCACAGGAGGACUUGUGUUCUGGCCCCUCCUCACUGCGGGUAGUGCUGCCGGACGUGUUCCCUGCUGUCAAGUCCAGUCUCAAGCUGUCCCUAGGCCUGCCCGGCGACCCGGAGCUUCACAGCUCACACUCAGUGGACACAUUGGCCUCGGAGGGCACGGCCGAAGCCCCCGCCUCUGGGGAAGGCUGA
Messenger RNA from Ochotona curzoniae (black-lipped pika), 1389 nucleotides. RefSeq names its product coiled-coil domain containing 166 (gene CCDC166). NCBI's taxonomy places the organism in Eukaryota, Metazoa, Chordata, Mammalia, Lagomorpha, Ochotonidae. The record is from RefSeq and is a predicted model, not a curated record. Bases 1 to 1389 code for a protein of 462 amino acids. The transcript has 2 exons.